Messenger RNA from Coprinopsis cinerea okayama7#130, 1899 nucleotides. Its product is annotated as peroxisome targeting signal receptor. Gene Ontology annotation, molecular function: protein binding. The coding region runs from base 1 to 1899 and encodes 632 amino acids. The transcript has 9 exons. The record is from RefSeq and is a predicted model, not a curated record. Lineage: Eukaryota; Fungi; Basidiomycota; Agaricomycetes; Agaricales; Psathyrellaceae. Gene Ontology annotation, cellular component: peroxisomal membrane; cytosol. Gene Ontology annotation, biological process: protein import into peroxisome matrix, docking.
AUGUCCUUCCAAGGCUUGAUUUCUGGCUCAGAAUGCGGCGCAUCCUCAAACCCCCUUUCCCAGAUGCUAAAGCAUACUGAAGGAGAUCGCAGUCUGACCCAGGAUCGCAUUGCAGGCCCUUCGUCUUCGAGAUUGCAUCAACUUCCGACGUCCGCCAACGCAGGCCCAGUCAACGAACACGAUGCGGCCUUGGCCAGGCAAUUCUUCGAAUCUCAAGGACAGGAACAUGUCUUCAGUCCAGGGUUUAUGGCCACGCAUGCACCGGACCUCUCGCGAUUUGAGAUGGAAGCUAGACCGGAACUCAGGGAAGCGUGGGCGAAAGAGCAGAGUUUGCGUGGUCUUGAUGCUCCUUCUGCAGCGGCUGGGUGGGCUAACGAAUUUUCGAGUGCCCCUGCAAUGAAUGCAUCGGCCCAGCAAGCUGUUGUGAGCCGCCCAGAAAUGGCGCAACAACGAUCUUUCAUGCCGGGGUACAAUACCUACGGUGGGUCGAUGGGCAUGGCUCCUGGAAUGUACGGAAUGGGAAUGGGGAUGCAAUAUGGCAUGAACCCCUCUGUCCAAACAACCUUCCAAGACAAGGGCAAGGGAAAGAGCAGAGAAGAGGACUUUGAGGCUGCCUUUGCUAAGGCUGCAGCAUCGUUCACCCCAGCGGAGAAGACGGAAGACGAAACCGUCGCAGAAUUGGAGGAUGCGAUGAAGCAAGCUACCCUUGAAUCGAAAGAAGGAGAGUCAGACUUUAAAAAAGUUUGGGAUGAGAUGCAAAACUCUGAUAUCGCACCCCCAGAGGAAGAUCUGGCUAAAUGGGAGUCAGAAUUUGCGCAAUUAAUGAACGCCCAGAGGGAAGAACUCGACUACGGUGCAUCGAUGCAAGAAGCUUGGGAGAGCGGCAUUGGUGACUUCCAGCAGGGAGCCAGCAGCGACAAGGCGCUGCAGUUCGAUCCAGAGGGCGUCCCUAUUCUCGGCGAAUACACAUUUGAGCAAAACAAUCCUUUCCUCGAAUCCCCUUCCCGGUCAUUACUGAGUGACGCCAAGGCCCUUUUGGAGCAGAACGGCUCGCUGUCCGAGGCAGCUUUGAUGAUCGAAGCUGCCAUCCAGAAGGGAGAGCUUGGUGAAGGAGGAUACGAGGCAUGGAUCCUCCUUGGCGAGACGCGGAACAUGGACGAAAGGGAGGAAGCUGGAAUGAAAGCACUAAUGGAAGGUGUGAAGAGAGCCGAAGCUGCCGGUGCAGCUGGAGAAGGAAUGCUGUCGCUGGCCAUUUCCUUCACCAACGAAUCGUAUGACAGAGGCUCGCACGCAAUGUUGCUGCGCUGGAUCAGGGCUCGUCACCCCGAACUCCCCAUUCCAGAAGAAACCAUCAAAGCGAUGACCACCAAUUCUGCCUGGGACACCCACGGGCGUAUCACCGACGUCUUCCUCAGCCUUGCACGGUUGCAAAACAGCCAAGGCGUGUUAGAUCCCGACGUCCAGAUCGGCCUGGGUGUACUGUUCUACAACAACAGCGACUACGAUCGAGCCAAGGAUUGCUUCGAAGCUGCCUUGAGUGUCAGGCCAAAGGAUUAUCUCCUUUGGAACCGGUUGGGAUCGUCGUUGUCGAAUGGAAACAAGCCCGAGGAGGCUCUUGGUGCUUACCGAGAGGCCUUGCAACUUCGCCCGACGUAUACCAGGGCGAUUUAUAACGUUGGUGUGGCUUGCUUGAAUAUCGGAGCUGAUAAGGAAGCCGCCGAGCAUUUCCUUACGGCUUUGAACUUGCAAGACUCGACCAGCAACGAUACGAGUGAUCAAUUGUGGUUCACCCUUCGCAGGGCAUUGCUUUCGAUGGGACGAACCGACCUCGCGGACGCAGCGAAGCCUGAGGCGAAGACGAACCUAGAUGUUUUCCGGAAAGCAGGAUUCGAUUUCUAG